UCAAGGUAUUUUACCUGAUAAACGAGCUUAAACAGAGCUACUCAAAUUACUCGAAGAAACAUAAACAAGAGCAAAGAAAGAGACAGCAAUGGCAGAGAAUACAAUCCAGGGAACUCAGCUUCACUGGGGCGACAUUGUCGUUAUCGUCGUUUAUUUUGUCAUCGUCAUCGUAGCUGGGAUUCUUGCCUCAUGUCGAAACAGAGGAAGUAUCAGAGGUUAUUUCUUAGCAGGUCGGAAUAUGCACUGGAUCCCGGUAGGGGCUUCACUUUUUGCAAGUAAUAUUGGAAGUGGACAUUUUGUUGGACUUGCUGGCUCCGGAGCGGCAACAGGGAUAGGAAUUGCUGCAUUUGAAUUAAACGCAAUAUUCAUUCUCAUACUGUUGGCAUGGGUGUUUGUACCAGUUUACAUUUCUGCUGGGGUUUACACUAUGCCGGAAUACAUAAAUAAGCGAUUUGGUGGAAGACGAAUACACACAUAUCUCAGUUGCUUGGCUCUACUUCUUUACGUUUUUACAAAAAUAUCUGCUGAUUUGUACUCAGGUGCUUUAUUCAUCACUCUAGCUGCCGACAUGAAUAUCUACCUUGCUGUACUCAUAUUACUUGUAAUAUCUGCAUUGUUCACCAUAGGAGGUGGUCUAACUGCUGUAAUCUGGACAGAUUUUGUGCAGACAUUGGUCAUGGUCAUUGGUGCCUUUAUUUUGAUGGUUAUGAGUUUUAUAGAAGUUGGUGGUUACGAGGAGUUAGUGGACAGAUACUUCCAAGCUUGGUCCAACACAACCAGAGAUAAUUUAUUCAACGUUUCUUCUCCAAUGCAUAAAUACGCUGAAUGUGGCAUACCACCAAAAAAUUCAAUGAGUUUGCUCAGGUCAUACGAUGAUCCAAAUCUUCCUUGGCCUGGAGUGAUGUUUGGUCUUACAGUGUCUGCAGUUUGGUACUGGUGCACUGACCAAGUAAUUGUCCAGCGCUCACUUGCAGCCAAAAAUAUGACUCAUUCCAAAGGUGGUGCCAUAUUAGCUGGAUACCUUAAAUUUCUUCCUUUGUGGCUAAUUGUCUUUCCAGGAAUGAUUGCAAGGAUUCUCUUUCCAAAUGAGGUGGCCUGUGUGGACCCAGACGAAUGUGAGCAAAUCUGUAACAGCAGGACUGGUUGCACCAACAUUGCAUAUCCAAAGUUAGUGUUGAAAAUAAUGCCGAACGGACUGAAAGGUCUUAUGUUAGCUGUGAUGAUGUCUGCUCUCAUCUCUUCCCUUACAUCCAUAUUCAAUAGCAGUAGCACAAUCUUUACCAUGGACAUAUGGAAACAAAUCCGACCAAAAGCUUCUGAUAGAGAACUUAUGAUUGUUGGAAGAGUUGCUGUACUUUGCCUGGCAGCCGUAAGUAUAGUUUGGAUCCCAAUUGUACAGAAUGUUCCCCAGAUGUUCAACUAUAUCCAGUCAGUAACCAGCUAUUUAGCUCCUCCAGUGUGUGCCAUAUUUGUCUUAGGAGUGUUCUGGCAACGAACAAAUGAAUUGGGUGCCUUUGUUGGACUGAUGUCUGGAUUGUUUAUUGGUCUAUUGCGAUUUAUUUGGGAAUUUUCUUAUACUAAUGUACCAUGUGGAGAAGUAGGAUCACGUCCAUCCAUUAUUACAGAUGUCCAUUAUUUACAUUUUGGCCUAAUCCUUUUUGGCAUUGUAACAUUUAUAACAGUUUGUGUUAGUCUUAUUUCAAAACCAAUACCAAAACAUCAACUGCAUAAUUUGACUUACUGGACAAGAAAUUGGAAACCACUAUCCAAAGCAUCAAGUGUAUAUACUGUGCCAAGCAAAUCAGAAAGUAUGUCUACUGUGGCGAGCAAAUCAGAAAGUGCACAUGCUGUGGCGGAAAAAUCAGAAAGACCUACCAUUGAAGAGAAACCACCUGCAAAAUGGUAUGUUACUGCUUUCAACUGGAUUUGUGGCAUUGAAAAACUUGAUCAACAGCCAGAAGAAUUAACAGAGGCAGAGAAAUUUCAGCUACACUUGAAAAUGACUGAUAUCGGUGAAAAGUCAAACUGGAAAAAAUUUACAAAUAUUAAUGCUAUUAUACUGAUCGUUCUAGCAACAUUCUUGUGGGGUUUCUAUCAUUAAUGCUAAAUAUCAAUGCUAAAUAAAGUUUGUUUAAUAUGAAAAUAUUGCAGGUUUCAAAUACAUUUUAGAAUUGACAAAACAAAAUAUUAAUUAAAAUGGCAUGUAAGUCUGUUCAACUGUAAUAUAGUC
Molecule: messenger RNA, 2230 nt
Organism: Octopus sinensis (East Asian common octopus)
Lineage: Eukaryota; Metazoa; Mollusca; Cephalopoda; Octopoda; Octopodidae
Product: sodium/glucose cotransporter 5
Exons: 14
Coding region: 89-2101 (670 amino acids)
Biological process (GO): transmembrane transport
Cellular component (GO): plasma membrane
Molecular function (GO): D-glucose:sodium symporter activity
Source: RefSeq, a predicted model, not a curated record